ACUACUUCUCGAUCUGCACUCAUCAAGUCACUGCGGCUCCCGUCAGAUGCGAAUUCAAAGCAUUGCCGACGCCCUGACGCCCAGUUGUUUGAUUUGCUCUUCCAGAUCUCCAUGGACGAGGCAGCAGAAGAGAGGAAACUGCUGGUACGAGAUGAGGACGGAGAUGAAGAACCGCUCCUCCUUCCACAGAAUUCACUAGCACGUACAAGCGAAAGAAUUAUUAACGUCAAGGGAGUAAAGCACCAUACUGGCAGUUGGAGAGCAUGCACAUAUAUCUUAGUGACUGAAUGCUUUGAGGAGCUAGCAUACUAUGGGAUACAAUUCAACCUGGUCACUUUUCUUAAGACAGUGCUACAUGAAAAUAAUGUUACCGCUGCAAGAAACUAUACGAAUUGGCAGGGUACAUGCUAUAUCGCACCAGUGAUUGGAGCCAUCAUAGCAGAUUCCUAUUGGGGAAGAUGCCUGACUAUAGUUGCUUCGUUCACAGUUUACCUAGUCGGGAUGGCUACAAUGUCAAUUUCAGCAUCGUUCCCGACUUGCGCCGGACCCGAUUGUGUGCAGGAUGGUUCAUCCCAGUCUGUUGUGUUCUUCCUUGGCCUCUACACGAUGGCCAUAGGGGCUGGCGGCAUCAAGCCCUGUGUCUCACCAUUCGGCGCUGACCAAUUCGAUGACAACAGCCCAUCUGAGAGACAGAAGAAGGACUCCUUCUUUAACUGGUUCUUCUUCGCAAUCUACAUCGGCAGCUUCGUCUCGGGAACCGUUGUUGUGUGGGUGCAAGAUCAUUAUGGGUGGGUUGUAGGGCUCUGGAUCCCAACCGUAUUUAUCGCCUUGGCCAUUGCAAGCUUCUUGCUGGGUUCCAAUUCAUACAGGAUCCAAAAGCCUCUGGGGAGUCCAAUUGUGAGGGUCUUCCAGGUCAUUGUUGCAGCUAUUCGGAAAUGGAAUGUAGAUUUACCGCAUGACGAUUCUCUUCUCCACGAGCUACACGAGAAUGUAUCAAUGGUGGAUGGCCAUAAACUGCAGCAUACACCAGUGCUCAGAUUCCUUGACAAGGCUGCUGUGAUCUCAUUAGACGACGAGCUGUCUGAUCCAUGGAGGCAAUGCACGGUCACGCAAGUCGAAGAACUGAAGGCAAUCAUCGGGAUGGUCCCCAUCUGGGCCACCGGGAUCGUGUUCUUCGCCGUCCUCGCGCAGUUCUCCUCGACGUUCCUGGAGCAAGGAAGGACGAUGAACAAGCAGGUCGGCUCGUUCGCCAUCCCGGCGGCGUCCCUGGCGUCCUUCGACGCCGUCAGCGUCAUCGUCUGGGUGCCCGUCUACGACAGGGUCCUCGUGCCCGUGGCCAGGCGUCUCACUGGCAACGAGAGGGGCCUCUCGGAGUUGCAGCGCUACGGGACCGGCCUGCUCCUCUCGGUCCUGGUGAUGGUCGCCGCGGCGCUGGUCGAGACGUGGCGCCUGGCGCUGGUCGCGGGCGCGCACGGUGGCGAGGCGCCGAUGAGCAUCCUGUGGCAGGUGCCCCAGUACUUCCUGGUCGGCGCCAGCGUCGUGUUCGCGUGCGUCGGGCGGACGCAGUUCUUCUACAACGAGGCCCCGGCGUCGAUGCGGAGCCUGUGCUCGGCGCUGGCGCUGCUGACUGUGGCGCUUGGGAGCUACCUGAGCUCGCUCGUGGUGGCCGCGGUGUCCUGGCUCACAACGCGAGGCGGCGAGCCCGGGUGGAUACCCGAUGACCUCAACGACGGCCACCUUGACCGCUUCUUUUGGCUCCUCGCGGCACUUAGCGCGCUCAACCUGGCGGUUUUCGUGUGCUGCGCUAGGCGGUACAAGCGCAGGAACGCUUCCCGAGUGUCGACUGCUUAGUCCGCCAGUGAGUGUCGGCACUGCACUUGCAAAGAGCAUUUUUUUUUUUUUAACUUCCUCAAUCCUGACUGAAUAUUAUGGAUA
Messenger RNA from Phragmites australis (common reed), 1935 nucleotides. RefSeq names its product protein NRT1/ PTR FAMILY 8.3-like. The transcript is spliced from 5 exons. The record is from RefSeq and is a predicted model, not a curated record. Bases 112 to 1851 code for a protein of 579 amino acids. NCBI's taxonomy places the organism in Eukaryota, Viridiplantae, Streptophyta, Magnoliopsida, Poales, Poaceae. Gene Ontology annotation, biological process: transmembrane transport. Gene Ontology annotation, molecular function: transmembrane transporter activity. Gene Ontology annotation, cellular component: membrane.